Messenger RNA from Bombina bombina (fire-bellied toad), 5387 nucleotides. RefSeq names its product RWD domain containing 2A (gene RWDD2A). Gene Ontology annotation, molecular function: protein binding. The transcript is spliced from 2 exons. The record is from RefSeq and is a predicted model, not a curated record. Lineage: Eukaryota; Metazoa; Chordata; Amphibia; Anura; Bombinatoridae. Bases 4436 to 5305 code for a protein of 289 amino acids.
AUUUAUUGGUAAUCUCGCCUCUUGAGAUUUCCAAACCCCUUGUGCUGUCAGAGAUCCCCAAACAGCUCCCCAACCUGAAAGACUUGCAUCUGUUGUGAUCACAGUCCAGGUUGGUCAAAAAAAAGAAGCCCAUUGAACUAAACAAUGGUGAUCUAUCCACCAUGUCAGAGAGUGUCGUAUAUUGAUUCAGCAUACAAAGCUGUAGAAGUCUCAUGUGAAAACGAGCAAAGGGGAUUGCGUCCGAUGCUGCAGUCAUGAGACCUAAAACUUCCAUGCACAUAGCCACUGAAGGGAAAGACUUAGACUGAAGGUGCCGGCAUGCUGCAACCAAUUUAAAACAUCUCUUGUCUGUUAGAUUCAGUGUCCAUGACUCUGUCUCUAUCUGGAAACCUAAAAAGGUGACCCUUGUCUGAGGAAUCAAAAAACUUAUGGUAAAUUGAUCCUCCAACCAUGUUUCCAAAGAAACAACACUAGUUGAUUUGUGUGAGAUUCUGCAGUAUGCAAAGUCUGAGCUAGUACCAAGAUAUCAUCCAAAUAAGGAAACACUGCAAUACCCUGUUCUCUGAUUACAGAGAGUAGGGCACCCAGAACCUUUGAAAAGAUUCUUGGAGCUGUUGCUAGGCCAAAUGGAAGAGCAACAAAUUGGUAAUGCUUGUUUAGAAAAGAGAAUCUCAGAAACUGAUAAUGAACUGAUAAUGAAUCGGAAUAUGAAGGUAUGCAUCCUGCAAGUCUAUUGUGCACAUAUAAUGUCCUUGCUGAACAAAAAGCAGAAUAGACCUUAUAGUCACCAUCUUGAAAGUUGGUACUCUUACAUAACGAUUCAAAAUUUUUCAGAUCCAGAACUGGUCUGAAUAAAUCUUCCUUCUUUGGCACAAUGAAUAGAUUUGAAUAAAACCCCAAACCUUGUUCCUGAGGAGGAACUGGCAUGAUUACCCCUGAAGACUCCAGGUCUGAAACACACUUCAGGAAAGCCUGAGCUUUUACUGGAUUUCCUGGGAUACGUGAGAGAAAAAAAUCUUCUCACAGGAGGUCUUACUCUGAAUCCUAUUCGAUACCCUUGAGACAAUGCUCUGAAUCCAUUGAUUUUGGACAGAUCUUAGUUUUUGUUCCUUAUUCUGAUGAAAGGAACGAAAAAGGUUAGAAGUCUUAGAUUUACCCUUAGGUCUUUAAUCCUGAGGCAGUAAAACUCCCUUCCCCCAGUGACAGUUGAAAUAAUAGAAUCCAACUGAGAACCAAAUUAAUUAUUACCUUGGAAAGGAAAGAGAUAGUAAUCUAGAUUAUAUGUCAUAUCAGCAAUCCAAGAUUUAAGCUAAAAAAGCUCUUCUAGCUAAAAUAGCUAAAGACAUGGACCUAACAUAAAUUUUGAUAAUAUCAAAAAUUGCAUCACAAUAAAAUGAUUAGCAUAUUGCAAUAGGCGAAUAAUGCUAGAUAAGUCAGAAUCCAUUUCCUGUUGCGCUAAAUUCUCCAACCAGAAGGUUGAUGCAGCCGCAACAUCAGCCAAAGAAAUUGCAGAUCUGAGAAGAUGACCUGAAAAUAAAUAGGCAUUCCUUAGAUAAGAUUCAAGCUUCCUAUCUAAAGGAUCCUUAAAAGGAAGUACUAUCUUCCAUAGGAAUAGUGGUACGUUUAGCAAGAGUAGAAAUAGCCCCAUCAACUUUGGGGAUUUUUUCCCAAAACUUUAUAGAUUUUGCUGGUAAAGGAUACAAUUUUAGACCUUGAAGAAGGAAUAAAAGAAGUACCUGGCUUAUUCCAUUCCCUAGAAAUCAUAUCAGAAAUGGGAAAAACCCCUGGAGAAACCACAGGAGGUUUAAAAACAGCAUUUAAACGUUUAUUAGACUGAACGUCAAUAGGACUGGUUACCUCAAUAUCCGAAAUAAUUAACACUUCUUUAAAUAAAGACCGCAUAUACUCUAUUUUAAAUAAAUAAGUAGAUUUGUCAGUGUCAAUGUCUGAGGAAGGAUCUUCUGCAUCAGAUAGAUCCUCAUCAGAAGAGGAUAAAUUAUGUUGUUGGUCAUUUGAAAUUUCAUCAAUUAAAUGAGAAGUUUUAAAAGACCUUACAUUUAUUAGAAGGUGGAGAUGCAGACAAAGCCUUCAAAAUAGAAUCAGAAACAAAUUCUUUAAAAAUUACAGGUAUAUCAUGCACAUUAGAAGUUGAAGGAACUACAACUGGCAAUGUGCUAUUACUGAUGGAUACACUAACUGCAUGUAAAAGUUUAUCAUGACAACUAUUACAAAUAACAUUCGGCGAAUAAUUUCAACAAUUUUACAACAAAUGCACUUAGCUUUGGUAGGACCGAUGUCAGGCAGCAAUGUUCCAGCAGAAACUUCUGAGGCAGGAUCAGAUAAAGACAUCUUGUAAAAUGUAAGAGAAAAAACAACAUAAAAAGCAAAAUUAUCUAUUUCCUUGUAUGACAGUUUCAAGAAUGGGAAAAAAAGCAAAUAGCAUAGGCCUCUGAUAGAGAAAAAAUCAAGAGGCAAACAUCAAUGGGGUAUUGAAAUAAUGAAAAAGUUUGGCACCAAGUAUGACGCACAACGUAACGUAAAUUUUUUGGUGCCAAAAAUAACCGGAAAUGACACACUUGCAUCACUAAUGACGCAACCGUGUGAAAGGUCUCGGCGUCAAGUAUGACGCCGGAAAUGACGAAGUUGCGUCAUAGACGUAUUUUUUCGCGCCAUAAAUAUUUUCGCGCCAAGAAUGACGCAAUAAAGUUUAGCAUUUGACGCACCCGCGGGCCUAAUGCCACCCGCAAUUUGCAAGAAGUAGUCAAUUGGAAAAAAAAAAAGACUAAACCCCAGGUAAGAAAUUUUUUUCUAUAAAAGAUGUUUAUAUUACCCAAAUAUGAAACUGACAGUCUGCAGAAGGAAAUACAUGAACCUGACUCAUGGCAAAUAUAAGUACAAUACAUAUAUUUAGAACUUUAUAUAAAUGCAUAAAGUGCCAAACCAUAGCUGAGGUGUCUUAAGUAAUAAAAAACAUACUUACCAAAAGACACCCAUCCACACAUAGCAGAUAGCCAAACCAGUACAGAAACAGUUAUCAGUAGAGGUAAUGGUAAUUUGAGAGUAUAUCGUCGAUCUGAAAAGGGAGGUAGGAGAUGAAUCUCUACGACCGAUAACAGAGAACCCAUGAAAUAGACCCCCGUUAGGGAAAUCAUCGUAUUCAAUAAGUGAUACUCCCUUCACGUCCCUCUGAAAUUCGCUGUACUCUGAGAGGAAUCGGGCUUCAACAAUGCUGAGAAGCGCAUAUCAAUGUAGAAAUCUUAGCACAAACUUACUUCAUCACCUCCAUAGGAGGCAACGUUUGUAAAAACUGAAUUGUGGGUGUGGUGAGGGGUGUAUUUAUAGGCAUUUUGAGGUUUGGGAAACUUUGCCCCUCCUGGUAGGAUUGUAUAUCCCAUAUGUCACUAGCUCAUGGACUCUUGCCAAUUAAAUUAAAGAAAUAUAGAUACAAGGUAGUGAUGCCAUAAAAUACAAUAGGACAAUAUAGUGUUCAAACAAAGCACAACUAAAACUAAACUAAAGUGAAGACACAGGUCCAUAUGGUAAAAUCUUCAAUAUGCUAUAUUCUUUGUUCCAGGAUUUCCUCAAAGAAAAAGAGAGCAAGACUCAUAGGGCAGUAAGUAAUAGCUCUAAGGACUUGGUUGCAGGAAUACUCGCAUUCUUCAGAGCUAUAUUCCAUCUCUGAGAAAAUCAAGCAUGAAAAUCAAUCCUCUGGCACCGUACAGGAACUGAUUAAACAAUAUUUUUUUUACAUGCAAUAAAAUCCAUCAUAAAAUAGUAAAAAGGUUAUAGGAACACUCAGGGUAAAUCGCAACACAUACAGAGCAACAGUGGUUUUUAGAUUACUAGGCAGGUCCGAUUGAACUCACUUUUACAGAAAUCCUCUUAUUGUGCCCAAGUCAAAUCCUCUCCCCUCUUUGUAUCAUAACCUCCAAAUUCUCCAACGCACAUUUAUCUUCUUGUAGUGCAGCUUUUUCAAGGAGUCUCAUAACAUGUUUUUGCUUAGAUCUGGAUUUCAUUUCAUUUUUGAGUUAUAAUCCAUUUACUUUUAUUAGAUUAGGUUACUGCAACUGAUUGUUUUUUGGUGUUUCUGCAUUAUCAGUGCUAUCAGGUAGGUUUAGUGAACUAUUGACUGUAAACCAAGAAAAUAUUUUUUACUGUAAGAUUUGCUGCUUGUGUAGACUCCCACUGUGCACAAUGUAUAGUAUCUCCUGUUUAUCUUAGUGCAUCUCAGACAAAAUCACCUGUCAUUUUAAAAGCAUUUUGAAAAUACAGUUGUAACAUAUAUAGGUUUUCUAUAUCUUUCAUAUUCAUCAUGCAAAUAAUUUAAAAAGUAUGUUUUCUGUUUUUGUUUACAGGAAUGCUUGAAUCAGCUCUACACUGACUGACUUACAGUGUAUACAGAGAUCUUAGAUUCCACUUAUCAGCCUUCAAUACAAUGACUACAGAGCUACGGGAAUGCUUAGAACUUCAGCUUUUAGAAAUGGAAAUGCUUUUUUCUAUGUUUCCAAGUAAAGAGGAAAUUGUUCUCCAAGAUAAGAAUUCAGUGUUGUAUGUUCAGCGUUAUUUGGAGGGAAUUCUUGAGUCGCUUCCACCAUCUAUUGCGUUUUCCAUCUUUGUUAAAGCUGAGGAUUCUUUGAUAAAGGCUGAGAUGCAUGUGUCAUUACCUCAGAAUUAUCCUCAAAAAGAGCCGCAGCUAUUUGUGAGGUCAUCUGUACUAGACAGACAGCAACAAAACCUUGUUAAUAAAUCUCUGGCAGCUCAUAUUCGUUCCUUGGAUCGUGGCGAGCUGUGUAUCACUAGUGCUGUACAGUGGCUACAGGACAAUAUAUCUACUUACAUACAGUGCUCUAAACAACAAACAGAGCCAGAAAAUGAUCGGAAGGAAUCUACAGCAACAUUUUAUCGUAUGUGGAUCUACAGCCAUCACAUUUACCGCCAGGAACUGAGAAAGAAGAUUUUGGAGUGUGCCAAGCGACUAAACCUAACUGGGUUCUGCUUGACAGGAAAACCUGGAGUUAUAUGUGUAGAAGGAUUAAAAGAACAUUGUGAAGAGUUCUGGAGGGAUAUUCGCUAUCCAAACUGGAAACACAUAUCUUGCAAACACACUGACAGCAAAGAAGUGACUGGCAAAAUAGAUGAUCUAUGUUUAUUUCAGUCAUUUGAAGAGUUAAAGUUCGAGGCCCAUGGGGAUUAUGGACUCAGGAAUGACUACCACAUGGAUCUAGGACAGUUCUUUGAAUAUCUCAGGGAACAUAACAGCGAACAUAUCUUUCAAAUACUGUUUGGGAUUGAAGGGAAAUCUUGAUUAACCACUAGAAAAAAAUGUUUUGUUAUGUUUCUAUAACUAGAUAAGUAACUGUCCUUUUUGGAAUAAAUGGUUAAAGUCA